UGCAAAGUUAUUGUAAUUGUUGCCCCCAGAUCCCAUCGCACUCGAAACUUGUAACACGCCGGCCAAGAUGCCGAGUCUGAGUCUCUUCACCAACGUCCCGGUCGACGCCGUUGUAGCUUCUGACAUUCUCAAAGACGCUACUAAAGCGGUUGGAAGAAUCAUGGGGAAACCCGAGUCCUAUGUGGUGAUCUUGCUGAACGGAAGUGUGCCCAUCGCAUUUUCAGGCACCGAAGCACCUGCUGCCUACGGUGAAUUGAUGUCUAUAGGAGGACUUGGGCCUAGCGUUAAUGGAAAACUCAGCUCCACCAUUGCUGAAAUUCUGCAAAAAAAACUUUACAUCGAUGCCUCUCGUUUCUACAUCAAAUUUUACGAUGUUCAGGAAGUCAUCAACCGGUUAGGGACCAACGAAAGAAUGUGAGGUGCAAAGUUGAGAUUGUUCCGUGAAGACCGGUGAAAGGUGGGAUUAUUGGUGUCAAUUUUUCAUACACUUUAUUGUUCUCAAUUACAUUGUUUCUUUGUAUUCCUGUAUUUUUAGAUUUAGUUAUGUAAUCAGGCCAACUGUGUAUUUGGGCCCAGAAGUCUUUUGUAAUCCACAGGCGUAACCUUCAGAUGUUAUAUAUUUGGAGGCAACUUCUGUAAUCCAAUACGGAAGACAGAGAGCCACCGUUUCCUAGUUGAGUAUUGAAUCUUUGUAUUGUAACUUAUCGUUCAUCCUUCUUGUAUUCAAUACACUAUUAUUGCUCUUGUCUACUCUUC
Molecule: messenger RNA, 756 nt
Organism: Cuscuta europaea
Lineage: Eukaryota; Viridiplantae; Streptophyta; Magnoliopsida; Solanales; Convolvulaceae
Source: the annotation of a GenBank genome assembly